Aphidius gifuensis is the source of this 2955-nucleotide messenger RNA. It is a transcript of the gene Mapmodulin, whose product is annotated as acidic leucine-rich nuclear phosphoprotein 32 family member A. The record is from RefSeq and is a predicted model, not a curated record. Gene Ontology annotation, cellular component: nucleus. NCBI's taxonomy places the organism in Eukaryota, Metazoa, Arthropoda, Insecta, Hymenoptera, Braconidae. Bases 485 to 1252 code for a protein of 255 amino acids. The transcript has 6 exons. Gene Ontology annotation, molecular function: histone binding.
AAAGAGAGAUUAGUUAUACACACACAUUCAUACACACAUAACAAUGAUGAGUUGUUUGUAAAAAAGAGACAAAUAGUUUAAUCAAACAAAUACAAAAAGAGAGAAAGAAAUAGAAUAGUCAAGACUCAAGUAACACACACUCGUGUUGUUGUCGUCGUCGUCGUCGUCGUAGUUGUGUCGUGUAUUGUCGUGGUUCCCCGUCCGUCAUAUUCCCCCUGGUUUGAAAGCAAGGUUGCGGGACAGAGAGUUGGUUGAGACUUGAGAGAGUUGCUCAUUGCUGCGACCACUACAUUUACUAGUUUGUUGCGACGCAGGAAGAAACGGUGCAGUGUGAUACACGGGUGUUCGUUUUUUUUUAUUAUUAUUAUUUUAUAAUAAAAUAUAUAUAUCAAUUAAAUUAUAUUUUUUAAUAUAAAUAAUUAAUAUAUAUUAAUUAUUAUUUAAAAAAUUUUAUUCACCAAGUAAGUGUUAUACUUGUUCGGCCAUGGAGAAGCGGAUAGAACUUGAGAAAAGGGGAAGGAAUCCCGCCGAUAUUAAAGACCUUACACUUGACAAUUGUCGGAGCACAAAUAUUGUAGGUUUGUCUGAUGAAUUUGUGGGUCUUGAAUCACUCAGUUUAAUAAAUGUUGGUCUUACAAGUCUAAAAGGUUUUCCAGUCUUACCAAAUCUUAAAAAGUUAGAGUUGAGUGACAAUAGAAUCUCUGGUGGUUUGAAUCUUCUCAUUACAAGUCCAAAAUUAACUCAUCUUAAUUUGAGUGGUAAUAAAAUAAAAGAUCUUGACACACUUCAACCAUUGAAAGAUUUAAAAAAUUUAAAGAGUCUUGAUUUAUUUAAUAAUGAAGCAACAGAUAUGGAUAAUUACAGAGAAAAGGUAUUCAGUCUUAUACCUAGUUUAAGAUAUCUUGAUGGUUUUGAUAUGGAUGAUUGUGAGGUUGAGGAUAGUGAAGGUGAAGAUGAUGAAGUUAAUGGUAACGAUGAUGCCAAUGAUGAUGACAGUGAUGAUGUCACAGAUGAUGAUGACGAUGAUGAUUUAGAUGAAGAAGAAGAACCAUCAUUAAAAAUGGUAUACAAAGAUGAUUUAGAGAAUGACAGUGAUGAAGAAGAUUACGUAACAGAACCAGAAGAUGAGGCUGAUGAUGAUGAGCCAGACAGUGAUGAGCAAGAUGAUGAAGAUUGUGAUGUUGUUGAAGAAUCAACAAGAGUCCAAGGAAAAAAAAGAAAACAUGAAGAUGCUAGUGAACCUGGUAACUAGAGACACGAUAAAGAAUGAUUUUUGAUGCUGUUGAAUGAGUGUUAAAUUCUUAUUAUAUAAAUAUAAAUAAUAACAAUAAUUUCGUCGACGAGUGAGAUGAACAGCUGAAAAUCAAACAAAUUUAUUGACCGACCAAUGACAGACUACACAGUUAAUGGUGUGAAUUUAUCAGUAGGAAAAAUGAAAAUAAAAAAAAUACAAAAAUUAAAUAAAGUAAAAAUAAAAUAAAUAUAAAAUAAAAAAUAAAAAAUAAAAAACUAAUUAUCAUGACUGAAUAAAGAAAAAUAAAAUUGCCGAGGGCAUGGGAGAAAAGAGAGCCGGAGAUGGGGGUUAAUAAAUAAUAAUAAUAAUAAAUAAAAUAAAAUAAAGAAAGGAGCAUAUUUGUCUGUUAGCUCCAGUCAGCCAAAGGCUGAUCAUGCUGGAAUGCAGCCAUCGUUACAUUGUACAAUUAAAUAGACAACAAAUUGACUAAAAAAUUUAAAUAAUUAAUAAUGAGGAACAAUAUAAACUAAAAACUUUUUGUACAGGUUUUCACCAAUGCAAACAAUAAAUAUUAACUACAUGAUGAAUGAUAACUGUUUUUGGGACAGAAAAUAAAUUUAAUUUUAGAAAUUAUUAUUUUUUUUUUAUUUUAAAUAAUUUCAUUGAUUUACACAAAAAAUUUAAUUUUUUUUGAAACAGCCAAUCUCACUCGCGCGACGAUUGGUCGUUAGUAUUUUAAUUUUUUUUUUUUUUUAUCUAAUUAUAUAUCGUAAUUAUUGCUAUUAUUAUUAUUAUUCUUAUUAUUAUUAUUUUGUCUAAAAUUAUCGCAAUGUAUAACAUGAUAAUUAUUAAUUAAUUAAUUAAUUGAAAAAAAAAAAAGCAAGAAAAUAAUAAUGCAAAUUCACAUAAUUUUUUAAGUAAUAAUAAAUUAUUAUUAUUUUUCUAUUUCAUCAACGCUCAAUAAAUUAUUGUUGUUCAAAUAAUAUUUUUGUUUUUAUAUAUUAUUAUAUAAUAAUAAUAAAAGAAAAAUAAGAAAAAAAAAAUAAAAUAUAUAUAUUGUGUACGUCUGCCAAAGCGACAAUGAUAAUUUAUUUAUUUUUUUUUUUCUUAAAAUGUACACUGAACAAAAUCUUAAAAAAAAAUAAAAAAUAAAAAAAAAACAAUAUUAAUUUCCUAAGUUUUAAAUGAAUGAAAAUAAUAUCCAUUGUAAUUGAAUUUUUUUUCUGUCUCAAAACUGUUGUUAAAUCACAGCAUAAAUAUAUAUUAAUUUCGUAAAAAAUAUAUUUAAAAAAAAUGAAAAAAAUAUUUCGAUAUAGUUUAAUUGAGAAUGGUAAAAAAAAAAUACAAAAUAAAUUUUCGAAAAAUGAAAGUGAUGAUGAGGAUAAUAAUAAGAUGAAAAAAAAAAAAAAAAAAAAAAAUUGUUUGAUUAAGCUUAAUGAUUAAAAUGGUAAAAGACUGGAGACCUUUUGGACGAAACUGACUGAAAUUGACUUGAACAUAAGUGAGUGGAUGCUGGGAUGUGUGAGAAUGUAAUAAAUAAUUGGUUUUAUAUUAAAAAUAAAAAUAAAAAAAAUUAAACAAAGUAUAAAUAAUAAUAAUAAUAAUGAUAAUUAAACAAAAAAAAAAAAAAAACAAUUAUGGUAGUGUCGAGGACCUGGUGAAAGAGACCUUGCUGCCAAAUCGUUAUGGCCUUAUCCACAUUUUUCCAAGACUUUUAAAAA